Messenger RNA from Xiphias gladius (swordfish), 699 nucleotides. Its product is annotated as cryptochrome-1-like. The record is from RefSeq and is a predicted model, not a curated record. Gene Ontology annotation, biological process: circadian regulation of gene expression; entrainment of circadian clock by photoperiod; negative regulation of DNA-templated transcription. Gene Ontology annotation, molecular function: DNA binding; FAD binding. The annotation marks the transcript as partial. Gene Ontology annotation, cellular component: nucleus; cytoplasm. NCBI's taxonomy places the organism in Eukaryota, Metazoa, Chordata, Actinopteri, Istiophoriformes, Xiphiidae. The transcript has 4 exons.
UUCUUCUUUCUCUCUUGUGCUCUCCAUCAGCUCCGUAAGCGCUGCAGCCCUCCUCUGUCCCUGUUUGGCCAGUUGUUAUGGAGGGAAUUCUUCUACACAGCUGCCACCAACAACCCAAACUUUGACCGCAUGGAGGGAAACCCCAUCUGUGUCCAGAUCCCAUGGGACCAGAAUCCAGAGGCAUUGGCCAAGUGGGCUGAGGGUCGUACUGGUUUUCCCUGGAUUGACGCCAUCAUGACCCAGCUAAGACAUGAGGGCUGGAUCCACCACUUGGCCCGACAUGCUGUGGCCUGUUUCCUCACCAGGGGAGACCUGUGGAUCAGCUGGGAGAGUGGUAUGAAGGUGUUUGAGGAGCUGCUACUGGAUGCUGACUGGAGUGUAAAUGCUGGUAGCUGGAUGUGGCUGUCCUGCAGUGCCUUCUUCCAGCAGUUCUUCCACUGCUACUGCCCUGUCGGCUUUGGAAGGAGAACUGACCCAUCAGGAGACUACAUCAGGCGUUACAUCCCCAUCUUAAAGGAUUAUCCGAACAGGUACAUCUAUGAGCCAUGGAACGCCCCAGAGCCGGUCCAGAAGGCAGCCAACUGUGUGGUGGGAGUAGAUUAUCCUAAACCUAUGAUCAACCAUGCAGAGGGCAGCAGGCUCAACAUUGAGAGGAUGAAACAAGUUUACCAGCAACUCUCCCAUUACAGAGGACUCAGU